Molecule: messenger RNA, 4498 nt
Organism: Chanos chanos (milkfish)
Lineage: Eukaryota; Metazoa; Chordata; Actinopteri; Gonorynchiformes; Chanidae
Gene: musk
Product: muscle, skeletal, receptor tyrosine kinase
Exons: 17
Coding region: 185-3019 (944 amino acids)
Biological process (GO): multicellular organism development; positive regulation of kinase activity; protein phosphorylation
Cellular component (GO): plasma membrane; signaling receptor complex
Molecular function (GO): ATP binding; Wnt-protein binding; transmembrane receptor protein tyrosine kinase activity
Source: RefSeq, a predicted model, not a curated record
CACACGCACACACAUACACUCACAUCAGCGUCAGACUGCAUAGUCAGGCCUCAGACAUGAACACACACACUCAAAUCUGUGGGAACUUCACAUAAGGAACCAGCACAACUCCAGGAUUUGAACAUGAACCAAACACAGAGGAUUCUAAACAUUAUUUGAAAGACACAGCUUUCCUUAAACAAGAAUGAAGCUCCUUGAACACAUUCCACUCCUGCAGAUCCUCUUCCUGGCACAAUUCAGCACACCGGACGCAGCUCUACAAAGAGCUCCCAGGAUUACUACUCAACUAGAGACUGUGGAUGCCCUAUUGGAUCACAAUGCCACUUUUAUAUGUGAAGUCGACUCUUACCCCCCAGCCGAUAUUACGUGGACACGAAAUAAUUACCCGAUACGGUACUAUGAUUCCCGUUAUGUCAUUAGAGAGCAUGGCCAAAUGUUGAUCAUUCCUAAUAUAAAAGACUCAGACAGUGGAGAGUACUGCUGCAGUGCCAACAAUGGUGUAGGAGAACCUGCCAGCAGCUGUGGAGCUCUGCAGCUGAAGAUGAAGCCCCAAAUCAAGAGACAUCCAACAAAUGUCACCUUGCUCCAGGAGUCCAAGGCAGUGUUGCCGUGUGUGACAUUAGGAUAUCCUAAACCAGAUAUCUAUUGGAUAAAAGAUGAGUACAAGAUUGAGGUCAAUGACCGCAUUUCCAUUCUGGAAUAUGGUGCCCUUAAGAUUCAUAAUAUUAAGAAAGAGGAUGCAGGGCAGUAUCGGUGUGUGGCCAGAAACAGCUUCGGUAUUGCCUUCUCCAAACCAGUUACUCUUGAAGUGCAGGUUCCAGCCAAAAUUAUUAAAGUUCCCAAAGAACAGAAAGUUCCAUUUGGUACCGAAGUGGCCUUAGAGUGCAAUGCCACGGGUAACCCCAUCCCUUCAAUUACAUGGUUGGAAAAUGGGAAUACGAUAUUGGGUGCGUCUGUGGAGGAGACGUUGGUUGGCGAUGUGAUAGGCUCAGUCCUACAUGUAGUGGUGAAUAAACCGGCACUCUACACAUGCCAGGCCACCAACCACCACAGUGGAGGUGCCAACACCGUCAAGGCCACAGCCAGGAUCACUGUCUCAGAAUGGAGGCUAUACAAGGGCAGUGCAGGUUACUGCAGUACAUACCGUGGUGAGGUUUGUCGAGGCGUGUUGAGACGCGAUGCUCUGGUCUUCUAUAACUACUCCCUACCGGACCCUGAGGAUGCCCAGGAGUUCCUGGCCCAGAGUGCCUGGGCAGAGCUCCACACAGUGAGCGCACUCUGUAGGCCUGCUGUUCACUCACUGCUUUGUCAUCUUACCUUUCAAGACUGCAACCCCUCGGGCCUGGGCCCUGCACCCAAACCUGUCUGCAGGGAGCACUGUCUGGCAGUGAGAGAGCUUUAUUGCUAUAAGGAGUGGCGUUCUAUAGAGGAUAAGCUCCGCAGAGGAAUCUUCUCUUCAGGGUUGCCAGACUGUACCUCUCUACCCAGCCGGAGAGCUGACCCUAACUCCUGUACUGCUGUCCCGUUCAUUGAUAUAAAGAAAGACCAAGUUACAACAACAUGUUACAAUGACAAAGGAAGGUUUUAUCAAGGGACUGCCAAUGUCACGGCGUCUGGUAUUCCAUGUCAGAAAUGGAGCCUGCAGGAUCCUCACCCUCACAGGCUGUCUGUGGACGUGAUCCCUGAGCUGAGGAAUGCAGAGAACUACUGCCGUAACCCCGGAGGGGAGAGUGACCGACCAUGGUGCUACACUACCAGUCCCAGUGUCCGCUGGGAGUACUGCCAUGUGCCAAAGUGUGGAGAAGUUGUGAGUGUGAGGACUGUGCCAUCGUCUCCAAAACAGACAAAUGCAAACCUCCCUCCUGCUGCGUCCCCUGCAUACUCCAUGAGCGUCAUCAUAUUUGUCAUAGCCGGCUUUGCAGCUACUUUCUUCCUCACCAUCCUUGUUCUCAUCUGCUGCAGACAAAAGAAAGUGUGGAAGAGCCGGAAAAGGGUCAUGGAGACACCUACCCUAACUACUCUUCCGUCGGAGCUGUUGCUGGACAGGCUCCAUCCCAACCCAAUGUACCAGCGCCUCCCUCUCCUGCUCAACUCCAAGCUGCUGAAUCUCGAGUACCCAAGGAACAACAUUGAGUACGUGCGUGACAUCGGAGAGGGGGCCUUCGGCAGGGUCUUCCAAGCAAGAGCCCCGGGUCUGUUGCCUCAUGAGCCUUUCACUAUGGUGGCGGUGAAGAUGCUGAAAGAGGAGGCGUCAGCCGACAUGCAGAAUGACUUCCAGAGAGAGGCAGCGCUCAUGGCAGAGUUUGAUCACCCAAAUAUCGUCAGGCUCCUGGGAGUGUGCGCAGUGGGCAAACCCAUGUGUCUGAUGUUCGAGUACAUGGCCCACGGCGACCUGAACGAGUACCUGCGACGACACUCUCCAGCCCAGCAGCGCAGUCUCAGCCAGGGCAGCCUGACGGGGCCCAGCUUCUCUCCAGAGUCCCAGUCCACAGGCCCCCUCAGCUGCUUGGAACAGCUCUCCAUUUCCAAGCAGGUGGCAGCUGGCAUGGCCUACCUGUCCGAGCGGAAGUUUGUGCAUCGUGACCUGGCCACGCGCAACUGCCUGGUCGGCGAGGAACUCGUGGUGAAAAUAGCCGACUUUGGCCUGUCCAGGAGCAUCUACUCGGCCGACUACUACAAGGCAAACGAGAACGACGCGAUCCCAAUCCGCUGGAUGCCACCUGAGUCCAUCUUCUACAACCGAUACACCACUGAGUCAGACGUGUGGGCCUACGGAGUAGUGCUGUGGGAGAUUUUCUCGCAUGGUAUGCAGCCAUAUUAUGGUAUGGCCCAUGAGGAGGUCAUUUACUAUGUGCGUGAUGGUAACAUCCUGGCAUGCCCAGACAACUGCCCACUAGAGCUCUACAACCUGAUGAGGCUGUGCUGGAGCAGUGACCCUGUGGAUCGGCCCAGCUUUGCCAGCAUCCACCGAAUCCUGGAGAGGAUGCACAAGCAGAUGCUGCACACCAGUCUGCCCUGAGGAAAUGGAAGAAAAGGCAAACAGCUGUGCUGAGCCACUACCUGUUCCUCCUCCUGUUUUUGACUCUAUAACUGUCUCAUGUCAGUUUACAUGAAAUAACAUGGUUUUAUGUGCUGAGGUAGACCGAUUCAUCAUCAGAAGAGGAGUAAAAAAAAGGUCAAUACGCUCUUCUGUUGGAGUGUAGCAGGAACAGUGAGGAGACAAACAGUGAGAUGUGUCAGGUUUAAUAAAUGAGGAUUACAUCUUGAGCUGGGCGAAUCCUCAGAGGUGUGACUUCUCCACCUGUGAAUGGGAUGAAUCUGGAAAUCAUGCGGGUGUCCAUGACAACCUCAGUCAUGUUUUCCAAAGGGAUGAUUACAACAUGCGCCAAAGAAAAUGAUCAUAGAAAAACAAAACAAAAACAAAAACAAAGCUAAGACUAUGCAUACAUAAUUGGUAACAUUACAUACACACGUUUUUAAAACAACUUUGAUCUAUUUUUUGUGCAUUUGGGAGAUUGUUCAGUUGUUCAAUCCAAUUCAUUUGCUAUUAAGUUACAAUGUAUAUUUUGGUCAAUAAACUGUAAACAUGUGAAAAAAGUGAGCAGAAGAUUUGCGAGGAAGUGAAUUACAUCUUUUGAAUAGGAUAGCUUAUUCCGAAAUGGCACAUAUUCACUUUAAUUUUUUGUUCAGUAAUCGCUAUUCCAAGGUUGGGCAUUUUUUUUUAUUGCUUUUUUGUGUGCUCCCUCUUCUUAUCUCACUGAUAUUGAAAUAAUAUUUUCAAGAAUGCUGGAAUCAAUAUUUUUAUUUUUACAUAAUUGUUAAGUAAAACCCUGGAAAGAGGUGAAUAUUUCAUCAUUUUAUUUGUAUCGGAGUUAUUGAGAAACACAUUUAUUAAACUUGUGAUUCGUAAAGAAUGCUGAAAAGAUGAAGAAGAUCAAGUUUUUGAAUGCAUUGUGAGGGAAACAGUUACCAAAAUAUAUCAUAAUGUACUGAAUUGCAUUGGUACAGACAUUUUGACUUAUUUCCAAAUGUAUUUCUGAUCACCAUUACCUAAUGUGCACCUAAAUUUUUAUUAAAGUUUUGAUUGUCUGUGGUAUAUUUGUUUGCUAUUUAACAUGUGCAAAAAAUGUGGUGCCAACCCAUUAUUACUCUUUGGUUUUUAUUAUUUUUUUAAUUCACUUUAUUUUUUUCAUUCAUGUUUCUACACUCUUCAUAUAAUUGAAUGACUGUUACUUUCUUCUUGAUAAUAAUCUUAAUGCAGUAAUCACCAGAGUACUGGCCAUGUGGACAGUGCUUUAAAUGAAAGCCCAGUUUUAUGCAUAAAGAAUCUCAAAAUGUAUGGCUAGUUUAGGAUAGGAUAGAAAUUGAAAUAUUUUCUUUGGCACCUGGAUGUCUGUAUAAGAGCGACAAUAAAGUAUAAAGUGUAAUCAUGUUAAGAAUACAAAAAUCAGUUGCUAAAAAGAUUUUGGAAAUACUGCGAUGUGUAUAUUAAAUUGCA